AUGGCUGUCGGAAAGAACAAGCGUCUAUCGAAAGGUAAGAAAGGCCUGAAAAAACGGACUCAGGACCCUUUUUCGAGGAAAGAUGAAUAUUCCGUGAAGGCUCCCUCGACCUUCGCCGUCAGAGAUGUGGGAAAGACAUUGGUUAACCGAACUACGGGCCUCAAGAACGCCAAUGACUCCUUGAAGGGACGGAUCUUUGAGGUUUCGCUCGCCGACCUGCAGAACGAUGAGGACCACGCAUUCCGUAAGGUCAAGCUACGGGUUGACGAGGUCCAGGGAAAGAACUGCCUGACCAACUUCCACGGCCUCGAUUUCACGUCCGACAAGCUUCGAUCGCUGGUCCGCAAAUGGCAAACUCUGAUUGAGGCUAACGUCACCGUUAAGACCACCGACGACUACCUCCUCCGCUUAUUUGCCAUUGCGUUUACAAAGAGACGACCAAACCAGAUCAAGAAGACUACUUACGCCCGCUCCUCUCAGAUCCGUGCCAUCCGCAAAAAGAUCACUGAGAUCAUCCAACGCGAGGCUUCGUCCCGUACCCUCGCCCAACUCACAAAGCUCAUUCCUGAGGUCAUUGGACGGGAAAUCGAGAAGUCUACCCACGGCAUCUAUCCUCUGCAAAAUGUCCAUAUCCGCAAGGUCAAGCUCCUGAAAUCGCCUAAAUUCGAUUUGGGUGCUCUUCUUGCUUUGCACGGAGAGUCAAGCACUGAUGACAAGGGGCAGAAGGUCGAGAGGGAGUUCAAGGAGCAGGUUCUCGAGUCCGUUUAA
Messenger RNA from Histoplasma mississippiense, 768 nucleotides. Its product is annotated as 40S ribosomal protein S1. Gene Ontology annotation, cellular component: cytosol; ribosome. Gene Ontology annotation, molecular function: structural constituent of ribosome. Gene Ontology annotation, biological process: translation. The transcript has 6 exons. The coding region runs from base 1 to 768 and encodes 255 amino acids. The record is from RefSeq and is a predicted model, not a curated record. Lineage: Eukaryota; Fungi; Ascomycota; Eurotiomycetes; Onygenales; Ajellomycetaceae.